Molecule: messenger RNA, 1625 nt
Organism: Aspergillus calidoustus
Lineage: Eukaryota; Fungi; Ascomycota; Eurotiomycetes; Eurotiales; Aspergillaceae
Source: the annotation of a GenBank genome assembly
GAUUAGUCAAGCCAAGAUCCGGACCCGCUCGAGUACAUCCAUGGCACCCACCACGUGUGGCCACGAGUCAUUCCAUCCAAUUCAUGAAUCCAUAUUUCCGUCAUAAAUAUAAACCCAGCAACAUCUGCUACCUACCUACCGUAGCCGCUUCUAUUUCCUCACUCCAACAUCAACCACCGCCCCCUCCCCCCUGAACAUCAUCUAUUCCGGCCUAAACACCAAGAGACAAAUAAUCCCGCACCAAUGGCAACAACAAAGUCCGCAGUCCGCAUAGAACCCAUAACAACGGCUGGUGACUUCGCCCGCUUCUUCGACAUCACAGCCCUGACAUUCGGCCACCAGAUCCACGACGGGAUCUGGUCCGCCUUCAAUCCAGGCUGGGACACGCCGGCUGGUCGGGAGGACGGGAUCGCGCGGCUCGUCGGGCGGUGGUCAUCGACUACGACGGAUCGAGAUAGGCGGCCGAAUACGGUUUUUCUCAAGGCCGUUGUUCCCGGCGGAUCCAGUGGGGAGGGAGAGGAGGAGAUCGCCGGCGUAGCGAUCUGGGUACAGGCGAGUAAUGUCCCCGGAUACGGCGACAAGCCGGCUACGGAUCUCGGGGAGGCGAUGGACCUCGAGGCUCUCUACCCGGAUAAUCCCACCGAGCAGCGAUAUCUCCGCCAGCUUGACGCCUCGCUGCACGGCCGCCGAGUCGAACUCGUCUCUGAAAUCGCUACGACCGGCUCGCCCGCCCUCAUGGUCCUCGACCUCUGCACUGUCGACCCGGCAUUCCAGCGCCGCGGGAUCGCGAAGAAGCUCGUGCAGUGGGGGCUUGAUGAGGCGAAGCGCCGCGGGGGGUUGGAGGCUGUCACUGAGGCGUCGGCGAUGGGGAGGCAUGUUUAUGGGCAGCUGGGGUUUGUGCAGGAGGGUGGGGAGAUGGAGGCGAGGGUUGAUGAGGAGUUUCGGGGGAGAGCGUGGCCGUCGAAUGUUUUUAUGCGGACGGGGAGGGUGCAGUGAUUUGUGGAAAUGGUGGGGGGGUUGGGUCCAUAGAAGGGGGUGUAUUGGGUCUUUUGCGAGGAAGAAUCCCACGCAAGGCUCGCAUAUGUUAGAUUUGCUGGGGAAUCCUUUACACCUCUUUCCUCGCCACAUGCUCAAUUAUUUGUUGUAUUUGACCAGAAUAGAAUAGAGGGAGGAGAGGGAAGAGAGGGAAGAGAGGGAGCUGAAUCACGUAUAAAGUGGAGAAUAUGCGGUGGUGAGGCAAGCAUAUCUACUUUAACCGGAGAAAAGCUACAGUGUCAUUCUUUAAAAAUUAUCUAUGAGCAUAUCAUGUCAGAUGCUGGACCAGGGCAGACUGGUUGCAGCAAAUGCUUAAGACAGGGCAUUGAGCGUACCUGGUUGGCCCGUAUAGCUCUCUGCCUUCAGGAUGGGUGGGUUGCACUGAUUACCGUUCGAUCUUCGCGCCCACGACACCAGACCUACACAGUCCAGAUCCCCUCCGCUUCAAUUCCCGUUGUAUAGUCUAGAUCGCAGGCCAUGGUUUCAGAAAAGCGGGACGUGUCAAGGGGCAGGUUGUGGUAACUCGUGGACCUAUUGAGGUUUAGUCCCCAAGCGUAGUUGAAGUUCGUUUAAAAUUGGAAUAUAUGGAG